AUGCAUCAGAUCCUAACCAAAGCUUGGAGACCCUCAGGAGUAUUUACGAUUACGGAUAUAGGAAGUGGUACUUACAAUGUCAAAUUUUCUCUCAUGUGUGAUUUGAUAGCAGUUUUACAAGGCACUCCUUGGUCUGUGAAAGAAGAUUUGAUUCUAAUCGAAAUAGGUAAUGAAGAAUCCUUGUUAGAAGAUUACGAUUUUAAAUACGUUAUUUUCUCUUUACACAUCUACGGGUUACCAUUAAGUAUGUUGAAUGCUGCGAAAGUGUUUAGUAUUGUCAGUAUCUUUGGUACUCCUGAACCUAUCGAUCCAUCCAUGGCUGCUAAAUGGGAUAAGUUUGCUAAGGUCAUAGUAAGACUAGAUAUAUCAAAGCUUCUUCCAAAGGAUAUGGAGAUUACUCUGAAAUCCAAGAAGAAGAUUAAAAUCUCCUUCAGAUAUGAGAAAGUGCCUAGAUUAUGCUUUCAUUGUGGUUAUUUCGGCCAUAUUGUGAAGCAAUGUCCUCAUCUAUCCAAAGAACUGGAAGAGGAUACAUCACUAAGCAUUGACGAUAUCAUACUAAGGAUGAAUGAUAGAUCAUAUGCGAGAUAUAAUGAAAAGAUUUGUGCCUUCUUCAAGACUAUUGAUGAUGGAAUGAAUCGAUGUAUUGAAAGGGUGAAGAAGAUGAAUGUGAACUCUCAAGAACCGUUGAUGAAGGAAAUUAAUCUGGGCGGUGCGCAAAAUGACACGCGGCUGCUUAAUCUGAAUCUGGGGGCGCUGAGGAUGAAUGGAUCCAAUGGUGAGAAAGAAGUUAGGUAUAGGCCAAAUGUUUCAACUCUGCAAAGGACAAGCGUGAUCCAAGGAAAGGACAAAUUUGCAGGAGGGAGUGUAACAAAUGGUGCAGCUGGCAGAAAGAAAACAGAAGAGGUUGGUGAGAAGAACAGAACGUUAGCAGAAUACGGAGCAGAGUUUGUCGGGGUUUAUAACGGAAAGAAGAGAGAUAUUAUAUGGUGA
Molecule: messenger RNA, 990 nt
Organism: Papaver somniferum (opium poppy)
Lineage: Eukaryota; Viridiplantae; Streptophyta; Magnoliopsida; Ranunculales; Papaveraceae
Exons: 1
Coding region: 1-990 (329 amino acids)
Molecular function (GO): nucleic acid binding; zinc ion binding
Source: RefSeq, a predicted model, not a curated record